Messenger RNA from Pseudophryne corroboree (corroboree frog), 1226 nucleotides. Its product is annotated as gastrula zinc finger protein XlCGF17.1-like. The record is from RefSeq and is a predicted model, not a curated record. The annotation marks the transcript as partial. The transcript has a single exon. Gene Ontology annotation, biological process: regulation of transcription by RNA polymerase II. Lineage: Eukaryota; Metazoa; Chordata; Amphibia; Anura; Myobatrachidae. Gene Ontology annotation, molecular function: DNA-binding transcription repressor activity, RNA polymerase II-specific; RNA polymerase II cis-regulatory region sequence-specific DNA binding. Gene Ontology annotation, cellular component: nucleoplasm.
CCACUGAUAUGUCUGGAGUGUGAGAAAUGUUUUACAUACAAAUCAGAUCUUGUUAAACAUCAGAGAAGUCACACAGGUGAGAAGCCAUUUCCAUGUUCUGAGUGUGGGAAAUGUUUUACCUGCAAAUCACAUCUUGCUAUACAUCGACGAAGUCACACAGGUGAGAAGCCAUUUCCAUGUUCUGAGUGUGGGAAAUGUUUUUCACUGAAUUCAUAUCUUGUUAUACAUAACAGAAGUCACACAGGUGAGAAACCAUUUUCUUGCUCUGAGUGUGGGAAAUGUUUUACCUGCAAAUCACAUCUUGUUUCACAUCAGCGAAGUCACACAGGUGAAAAGCCAUUUCCAUGUUCUGAGUGUGGGCAAUGUUUUGCACACAAAUCAGCUCUUGUUAGACAUAACAGAAGUCACACAGGUGAGAAACCAUUUUCUUGCUCUGAGUGUGGGAAAUGUUUUACCUGCAAAUCACAUCUUGUUACACAUCAGCAAAGUCACACUGGUGAAAGGCCAUUUCCAUGUUCUGAGUGUGGGAAAUGUUUUACACGGAAAUUACAACUUGUUAGACAUCAGAAAAGUCACAUAGAUGAGAAGCCAUUUCCUUGCUCUGAGUGUGGGAAAUGUUUUACAAGGAUAUCAGAUCUUGUUAUACAUAACAGAAGUCACACAGGUGAGAAGCCAUUUUCUUGCUCUGUGUGUGGGAAAUGUUUUACACAAAAAUCACAUCUUGUUAUACAUCAGCGAAGUCACACAGGUGAGAGGCCAUUUCCAUGUUCUGAGUGUGGGAAAUGUUUUGCACACAAAUCAGCUCUUGUUAGACAUAACAGAAGUCACACAGGUGAGAAGCCAUUUUCUUGCUCUGAGUGCAGGAAAUGUUUUACACAGAAAUCACAACUUGUUACACAUCAGCAAAGUCACACAGGUGAGAAGCCAUUUUCUUGUUCUGUGUGCGGGAAAUGUUAUACACAAAAAUCAAAUCUUGUUACACAUCAGCAAAGUCACACAGGUGAGAGGUCAUUUUCAUACUCUGAGAAAUAAAUCAGCUCUUGUUGCACACAGUAGACAUCACUCAGGUGAGGAACAAUUUUAAUCUUCUGGAGUAUACUUAUUUCCAUGCGUUCUUCAAGUUUCUUAUCCUCUCUCCUAUGUUUUUUGCAAUAUACGUACUACCACUGGGUGAAAUAAUCAGAUGUCAUGCCAUCAUCUACCACUGCUAUGCAGAUGACCUAUCU